Molecule: messenger RNA, 946 nt
Organism: Vicia villosa (hairy vetch)
Lineage: Eukaryota; Viridiplantae; Streptophyta; Magnoliopsida; Fabales; Fabaceae
Exons: 5
Coding region: 37-543 (168 amino acids)
Source: RefSeq, a predicted model, not a curated record
ACGAAAAAGAAAGUAGAAAAAUUAGAGUUUUGAGAAAUGGGUACUUCAGCAAAAACCAGCGGAGAAGAGAAAGAAAACGACGUGAAUAUGGCGACCGCGCCUUCUUCACCUCGACUCACCGCUCCCUCUGCCACUGAAUCCACAAACUCCACCCCUCACGUCUCCUUGAACCCGGUGGAGGAUGAUGCUAUCAAAAAUGGGGGUUUGUUGCAUACCGAUGAAGUAAAACCUGACAAUGAUGAUGGACUUGAUCACCUGGACAGCAAGCAGUGCAUUGAAAGGUUUAGGAAUUAUGAGAAUGAAUUCACUCAUCGUUUAUUGGCCAAAUACUUCUCGGGCAAUAACCUUAAUGGAGGCAACAGUUUUUAUGAGGAAAUAACUAUAGGCGAUGAAGUUAUAAUAAAGGCAAGCAGGGUACCUUGUUUCCAGAUAUAUGCUGAUUCUGUCGUCGGUUUUGAAGAGCAAUGCAGCAACGAGUCGUCUUCACCUGCAGAAACACAAGAUAUCACCCCUAUUGGGACACCCAAGGUGAAGGAGGGCUGAAGUAAUUUGCAUGGAGAAGGAUCAAUGCAUAUGUUAUCUUAAAGCAGUUUAACAUAGAUGGAAGCAUUAGAACAAGAGUCUUGAAACUUAAAAGGAUGGUUAUGACAUCAAACUAUCAAUUCCUUAGACUAAAAGAUUUCCUGGUCGUGAUCAUUAUUAUCUGUGUAAAGAAGGGCUUUUAAGUUAUAUUCACCAUAAAGUAAAAAAAUAUCAAUUGUUUUAUUUUGUAGUCGUUGUUCAUUUUCAAGUUCACCAUAAUUGUGUUUUUAUGGUUCCAUUUCAAAAUUUUAAUGUAAUGUAGGUCAAGCAAGUCUAAAUUACUUAUCAUUAUGGACCUCAGGAACAAUACUAAUGACCUCAUAGAACAGUAAGCGAUUUUACAAGUGAAUGUUAUAGUUUGUUA